Molecule: messenger RNA, 432 nt
Organism: Exophiala aquamarina CBS 119918
Lineage: Eukaryota; Fungi; Ascomycota; Eurotiomycetes; Chaetothyriales; Herpotrichiellaceae
Exons: 2
Coding region: 1-432 (143 amino acids)
Source: RefSeq, a predicted model, not a curated record
AUGGGCGCUUUACCAAAACGAAUUCAUUCAAACUCAUCCUUGGCCCCUUUGUUGUCCUACUCAACCCUGCCACCGUUUGGGGCUGUCUUAUGCAAGGGAUCAGCUCGGCCUGCUGCGGUGGGCUAUCUCUAUACUGGCCCUUUUAUCGGCGGAACCCUCGGAGUCAUCUUGAUGGUGAUGACAUCCGAUCCGCUUUGCGGAUGGGUCGCCCGCAAGAACGGAGGCAUUUAUGAGCCUGAAUUCCGCAUCUACCCAAUUGUGAUCGCAGUUGCUACCGGCGCCAUCGGCCUUUUCCUCUUCGGUUCCAUGAUUGACGCAGGAAAAGGUUACUACGUCGGCAGCGUCCUCCAUGGCAUCUACGGGAUUUCCGUCAAUGUUGCUGGUGCUGUUAUGAACGCAUACGUGGUUGACGCGUACAUAGGAAUGCACUGA